AUGCUGGAUUAACUCAGCGGGACCGGACAGGCAGCAUCUCUGGAGAGAAAGAAUUUCUCUUUUACUCCCGUCUCCUGCAGCGAUGUUGAACUACAAUUCCCGGCUUGCCGCGGGUUCGGCGGUUGAACACUUCCGGUUCGUUGUGGCGAUGGCGGCCAUUACAAGUGAGUGCAGGAUGGCGACUUUGUGUCCCCAGGACAAUGUAGACACAGCUGGAACGGACCAAUGUCCCCAUGGCGACGGCGCACAGGGUAGACAAGCCGACAGCGGUGAUUCCCCAGAUAAAGCAGCCGGAGAGCCCGGGCUCCACACGUCCAGCAAACGCCCCCGCCGGCAGCGCCCCUUCGACUUCAGCCAGCACGGGCGCCGGCAUGUGGCGGUGCGCCUGGCCUACCUGGGCUGGGGCUACCAGGGCUUCGCCAGCCAGGCCAACACAGACAACACAGUGGAGGCCAAACUAUUCCAGGCCCUGCUCCAGACCCGGCUGGUGGAGAGCCGACAAACUGCCAACUACCACCGCAGCGGCCGCACUGAUAAAGGGGUCAGCGCCUUUGGGCAGGUGGUGUCUCUGGAGCUGCGCUCUCGGACCCGGGGCCCGGACGGUGCAAAGUUGCCGGGGGACGAGCUGCCGUACACACGGCUGCUGAACCGGUCUUUGCCGCGGGACAUGCGCGCCCUGGCCUGGGCGCCGGCGCCCCCCGGCUUCAGCGCUCGCUUCAGCUGCCAGCACCGCACCUACCGCUACCUGUUCCCGGUGGCGGGGCUGCAGCUGGGCCGCAUGGUGGAGGCGGGGCGCCGGCUGUGCGGCACGCAUGACUUCCGCAACCUCUGCCGCAUGGACGUGGCCAACGGGGUGCUGCGCUUCGUACGCACGGUGCUGCGGGUGCGAGUGUGGCGGGCUGGCAGCGGCCUAGGUUGCAUGGAGGUGCGGGCCCGCUCCUUCCUCUACCAUCAGGUGCGCUGCAUGGCCGCCGUGCUGCUGCUUGUGGGCCGUGGGCUGGAGGAUGUGGAAGUGGUGGACCGGCUCCUGGACGUGGAGAGCAACCCCUGCAAACCCCAGUACAGACGCUCCCCUGUCUAUAGCAUGGCUGUGGAUUAUCCGCUGGUUCUGCACGACUGCUCCUACGAAAACCUGGAGUGGAACUUCGACCCGGAGGUCCAUGCCUUCACAGUGCGUGACCUGCAGACCAUGUGGGCCAGUUAUGCCAUCAAAACCCGGAUCCUUUACUCCAUGCUCAGCGGACUGGGACAGGCACCCAAUCCCCAGGACCCAGAGGACCAGGAGGAGGGGGAUGAUGAGGAGGAGAGUGCGCUGACUGCCUGGGGCCGCACCCAGCCCACCUUCACUGACCUGUCUCAGUCCCUGCUGGAGGGAGUACGGCCCAGGAAAUACAAGCCGCUGAUGGAGCGGCAGAGAUGCGAGGGGCUCGAGUCGAGGAUCCUCCAUUAUGUCAAUCGGGGGCGAAUCACACUGCCCGAGGAAAUGAGGAAAACUGAGGGACAGCAGCAUCCUGUGGAGUCCCAGGAACAUGAGAGACAGCGCGACCCUGUGGACCCCCUGGAAAAUGAGGAGCGAAGGGACCAUGUGGAGCUCCAGAAUGAGGGGCAUCGGGACUCUAUGGAGCCUCGGGAACAGAGGGGGCAGCGGGACCCUGCGGAACACCACGAUCAGGGGGGGCAGCAGGACCCUGCAGAGCCCCGGGAACAGGAGGGGCAGCGAGACCCUGCGGAGCCCCGGGAACAGGAGGGGCAGCAGGACCCUACGGAGCAUGAAGAACAAGAGAGACGAUGGGACUGUGGGGAGCCCAUUGAAAAGCAGAGGCGAAGAGAAGCGGCAGAUUUGAUGCAUACGGACGGGCAGUAAGACCCAGGGGAACUGGGUGCAUCCCUCUGGGUGAAUGCACGCUCGCGGUGGUACUGAAGUCCUGUGGAUAGUGGGUCUGGAACUUCAGCCAGAGGGGGAGGGACGAAGUGCGGGGGCCAGAGAAAAUGUCCGCUUUUGUGGAAAGGUUCUCAGCGGGGAGUUUGGAGAAGAUUUUGCGGGAGAGCAUCGGGAGAAGGAUCAAGAUUGUAGAAAGGGAGAAUUAAAUAUACAUACAUUA
Molecule: messenger RNA, 2102 nt
Organism: Amblyraja radiata (thorny skate)
Lineage: Eukaryota; Metazoa; Chordata; Chondrichthyes; Rajiformes; Rajidae
Gene: pus3
Product: pseudouridylate synthase 3
Exons: 4
Coding region: 83-1864 (593 amino acids)
Biological process (GO): tRNA pseudouridine synthesis; mRNA pseudouridine synthesis
Cellular component (GO): cytoplasm; nucleus
Molecular function (GO): pseudouridine synthase activity; RNA binding
Source: RefSeq, a predicted model, not a curated record